This is a messenger RNA of Cynoglossus semilaevis (tongue sole), 2771 nucleotides long. RefSeq names its product U2AF homology motif (UHM) kinase 1 (gene uhmk1). The transcript has 9 exons. Bases 438 to 1745 code for a protein of 435 amino acids. Lineage: Eukaryota; Metazoa; Chordata; Actinopteri; Pleuronectiformes; Cynoglossidae. The record is from RefSeq and is a predicted model, not a curated record. Gene Ontology annotation, cellular component: neuronal ribonucleoprotein granule; nucleus. Gene Ontology annotation, molecular function: ribonucleoprotein complex binding; RNA binding; protein serine/threonine kinase activity. Gene Ontology annotation, biological process: peptidyl-serine phosphorylation; regulation of protein export from nucleus; positive regulation of translational initiation.
AGAAACUUUACAACUUUGAACAAAAAAAAAAGAUUAACUUUUUAAACAAUUGUUUUAUUUGCUUACUACAGAAAGGAAACAAAAAGCCGUUACCAAAAACUUUACGGGUCCAUCAUGGACAAAGAGUUCGUUUAGAAGUGUUUUAUUUUAGAAUUUAAACUUAGUGGUUAAUUACAGGAGCUAAGCUAAGUCAAAUAACUUUACACCGGUGUUUUUUUUAAAGCUCCGAUAAAAAACAAGCAUUAGCUCUAAAAUGUUCGCUUGUUGCUACUGGACUGUUCGCUAGAAGGCUUUAGGGUUUUCCCCACGACUUCUGUUGAAUUGUUCCGGCCCUGUCCUGUUCUGGGCCCAAUCCUGGGUCUGGUCUGGCUAUGCUCCUGUUGCAACAGCUGCUCUCUCCUGUCAUUUAACCUCCUUCCUCCUCCUGUCACCUCCCUAUGGCUCACUGCGGAGGAGUCCCCACUCCAGAGCUCGGAGCUAAGAAGACUCCAGACAGUGGUGUGGACCAGAGCAUGAAGCCGGUGCUCUUUGAGAUCUACGGGGAGAUCUGGACCGUGGAGUCCCGGCUGGGACAGGGAGUCUCGGCCUCCGUUUACCGGGUCAGCUCCGGGAGAGCCACCAUCGCCGCCGUCAAAGAAUUCCAGGCCGACACCCAGGGAGGAGACUACGGUUAUCACAAGGAGAGGAGCGUCCUGGAGGAGAUACAGGGACACAAGAACAUCGUGACAUUGUAUGGCGUCUUCACCAACCACAGCCACGCGGGUGUGCCCACUCGCUGCCUGCUGCUGGAACUGUUGGACGUCAGUGUCUCAGAUCUGUUGGUCCGAGGCAGCGGUGGCGGUCAGAGCGGCCGAUCUCAGCAGGGUCACUCCAUGUGGCUGGUCCAGCAUUGUGCCAGAGACAUCCUAGAGGCUCUGUCCUUUCUUCACAAAGAGGGUUACGUCCAUGCCGACCUCAAACCACGGAACAUCCUGUGGAGCGCCGACGACGAGUGUUUCAAACUCAUUGACUUCGGACUCAGCUUCAAAGAGGGAAACCAGGAUGUGAAGUACAUCCAAACGGAUGGGUAUCGAGCUCCAGAGGCGGAGCUUCAGAACAGCCUCGCACAGGCCGGAGUGGAGAUGGAGGGAGAGUCGGGCUGCACGUCUGCUGUAGACCUGUGGAGCCUCGGCAUUAUCCUGCUGGAGAUGUUCUCAGGAAUCAAACUCAAAGACACCCUCCGCUCACAGGAGUGGAAGGACAACACCGCUGCCAUCGUCGACCACAUCUUCACAAACAACAGUCUGGUUUGUCCUGCCAUUCCAGUCUAUCACCUAAGAGACCUUAUCAAAAGCAUGCUCCUCGUCAACCCAAAGCAAAGAUGUUCAGCUGAAGCAGCUCUGCUCAGUCCUUUCUUCAGCAUUCCCUUUGCCCCUCACAUUGAGGACCUGGUUCUUCUUCCCUCUCCUGUUCUUCGUCUGUUGAACCUGAUUGACGACAGUCAUCUGCACAAUGAAGAGGAGUAUGAAGACAUUCUGGAGGACAUGAAAGAGGAAUGUCAGAAGUACGGUUCUGUGGUUUCUCUGCUCAUUCCAAAGGAGAACCCUGGGAAAGGACAGGUCUUCGUGGAGUACGUGAACUCCAGUGACUCCAAAGAGGCCCAGAGGCUGCUGACGGGUCGGACCUUUGACGGGAAGUUGGUGGUGGCGACCUUCUACCCCCUGAGUGCUUACAAGAGAGGCUACCUGUACCAGACGGUCCAGUGAGCUGUUGGAGACCUGCUUAUUCUCAUCAUCAGAUAAUUCAGGAGGACAGCUGCUCAGAACUAGAACACCACUGUCACAUGUUCUGAAGCAUCCAGCUGCAGUUUUGUCAACCCUCUGCAUGUUCCACCCUCUGGAGGUUUGUCUGAAGGACUAAGGCUGGAGGUCAGCCUUGACAAGAAGAGGGAGAAGAAGAAGAAACUUGGAUCGAUUUAAAUUAUUCUGUUGCUGCUGCUACUGUUGCUGCUGCUACUGUUGUUGCUGCUGCUGCUGCUGCUUCUUCUUCAGCUGGACUUUGUACAAGUUUGAGGUGUGAAAAUUAAGAAUUGACCUGAGAGAAUUUAGGAAAAGUUAGGAGAGUUGUCAUCAUCAUCAUCAUCAUCAUCAUUAAGAAGAAGAUGGUGUUGAUGAAAAUGAUGAUGAUGACGAAGAUGAUGAUGUGAACCAAAGUGCGUUAUUUACAGUCUUAUUUAUUCCGUUAGCUCAGACUACAGUGACAUUUACAGGCACAGGGAGGCGACAGCAGUUAAAGGAUUUAUAACGAACAUGUUUCAUCCAUGUUUAUCUGUAAACAUGUUAUAGAAGAGUCCCUGGCAUCAGUAGUAUUUUUCAAAUCUUCUUUAAAAGGGAGUUGUGUGAUUGGACACUAAGCUACACUGUGUGAUUGACAGGUCCAACGUCCAAUAGGCUUCUGGCUGCUGAGACUCACCUGGUAUUUUACAGAUGUCCACUGCUCAUACACAGUCCUGCAUUAUAGAGUGAAUUUAUUACUGAUGCUAACUGUUAGCAUCGCUGCUCUCAAAAACAAGAGUUCUGGAGAAUAAGCACAAAGUUCAGCAGCAUAGAAGAAACAAGAACAGGAACUGUUUUUGUUUAAGAAGGUAUUUAAGAAACCAAAUCUGUUGAAGUAGUUUGGAGUUGAACACUUUUGGUAAUAGUGGUGGAAGUAUGAAUAGUUCCUGGUACUGUCUGCGGUGCUGGUACUGUAUUGGUUGUGGGUAAGGUUCCUAUUUACUCAGAAUGCUCAGA